Vollenhovia emeryi is the source of this 3535-nucleotide messenger RNA. RefSeq names its product SPRY domain-containing protein 7. Lineage: Eukaryota; Metazoa; Arthropoda; Insecta; Hymenoptera; Formicidae. The transcript is spliced from 4 exons. Bases 439 to 1020 code for a protein of 193 amino acids. The record is from RefSeq and is a predicted model, not a curated record. Gene Ontology annotation, molecular function: protein binding.
UUUUAUUUGUUUAGCGCCAUUUACGUUACAAGCCUGACCUAACUUAACGUGCUCUAACCUCGAAACGCAAAUUCCGCGUCAAACCGUGUUUCGGAGCGUCCUGGAGGAAGCAUUUUUCGCCGUUAAACGCGAGGAAGGGUCGCGGAACGAUGAGACCUCGCGCGACAAGUGCCCGUCGAGACGAUUCACGCUGAUCGCGGUAUCUCGGAGAGGAAGCCAUUUUCGUAGCGGCCUAUGCGUAGGUUUGAGUAGCGGCUCGGGUUGACGCCAGUCGUGCGUGGGUGCGUGGUCGUUUACGUAUGGCCUGCGUGUAGCUCGGCGAGCGGAGGAAGGGUCAGGUCGUCCUGAAGAAGAGGAGUCGUUUCCCGUCGCGCGGCUCACGAUGUCGCGCUCUUAAGCGAUUCUGUAAAACGUGAAACCCUCCCACGAUCGCGGACGAUGUUCUGCUGCCUGAGAAACUGCUUCGAUGGCCUCGGUUUCGCCGCGACUCAAGCACCGAAGCGGGAACGAAACCCCAUCACCUUGGACACGACUCGCAUGGGAAAUGAGGUAGUGAUAGUGAAAAAUGGUCUGAGGAUAUGCGGAUGCGGUGGUGCCUUGACGAACGCCCCUCUCGUUCAGAGUAAAAGUUAUUUUGAGGUGAAGAUACAGCAGGGCGGUAUAUGGGGCAUUGGGCUGGCCAGGAGGGACACGGAUCUCAAUGUCGCAGUAGGAGGGAAGGACUCGGAGAGCUGGGCGCUUGAUUCCGAUGGUAUCAUAAGGCACAACGAACAAGAGCUUCACAAGAUUCAAAAUCCUGUCCAGGAGGGGGACGUCAUUGGAGUAUCGUACGACCAUAUAGAGUUGAACUUUUAUUUGAACGGCGAAUCCAUGAAUGCUCCAGUUAUAGGUGUUAAAGGACGGAUUUAUCCAGUGUUAUACGUGGAUGACGGGGCCAUCCUGGACUUAAUCCUAGAGAACUUUAUUCAUGCUCCACCAAUGGGCUUUGAGAAAAUAAUGCUGGAACAAUCGUUGCUCUAGCAAAGUGAUAUGAACAGAAGUAAAACGGUAAUUGUAUUGUCAAAAUUGACAUUCCUCGUCCACUUGGAGUUUCGUUAUACAUUGAGCCAAGUUAAACGUUGAGGUUGAACGUUAAGCUAAGAAUAAUACAAACUGUAAACAGGGAGCUGCGAUAGCAUAGUAUUAAAAAACGGUGUCACAAACGUCUAUCAUAACAAUUGCAUGAUAAUACAUAUUUAAUCGAGAUGCGGAAUAAACAACUUGCCUAACGAUGUGAGAGUCUAUUUUUCGAUCUAUUCUCUACAGAACGAAGAUUCGUAAUAAGUAUAGAUUUUACAUAAGUAACUGAGAGAAUUCUUUAGAGAUUUAUUAAAAUUAAAAGGUUUACAACGUUAAAAUCGUUCAAAUGGGUUAAAUUUAGCUCUACUCCAAUCCGAUGUCUAUCUUACAAUAACUAUAUAUACCUUUGUUUGUAUAAUUGUAUAAUAAUAGAUGUAAUCAUAAAUAUGUGUGUACAAUUUGUGUAAUAUAUAUAUGUCUGUAUAUGUAUGCAUUGUAUACAUAAUGAUUUAUUGAACCUUAAAUGACUAAUGGUAUGAUAUAUACACUGGCUUAAAUAAGGUACCAACGGCUUUAGGCCUAUAUUGUUCGCUUUGUUAGGCUAAUGUCAUGGCAUCUCGUUAGCUAUCUCUUUUUAUAGUUCCUUUCUCUCGCUAUAAAUAUCGUAUUAAACAUUAAAGCUAAUGUUUCAACCUUCCUAACGUAUCGAAAACUUGCGUUUCUUUUUACAUCAUCAUCAGUCGUACAAACGUUUGAACGAUUCAAUUGUGUAUAUAAAGAAAUACAUCUUUCAAAUAUAUAUGUACUGAGAUCAUGCAUAUACAUCCGACUUACAAAAUUCUAAAAUUCAAAACUCUACAGUCGAAAAUAAGCCGCGCGCUACCGCAUAUAAUAUAAUCAAAUAUUUUCAAUAGAUCGUUUCCUUUUUAUCCGAUAUAUAAGAAUCAAUCACAGUUAGAUAAACGCCCUCAAUUGUGAUAUGAAAAUGAUAGCUAAAAGGACAAAUGUUAAAGUAACUGUUGGCGCUUAUCGUUGACAUAAUGAGCUUUUUUUUAUCUAACGAUGUGUAUAAAAAGUUUCUUACAAUUGUUUGUGCUGCAAGCUUUCUCAAUACUUGCUGAAACAUAUCAAAUCUUUGGUCCUUAAUAUUAGUUCUAAACAAUUAUUAAUAUCAAUAAUGUCACACGCUUAACAUUAUGCUAUUAUUUAUGCUUUAUAAAUAGGUCAUUUCGAUUGAAACAAUGUAAUUUUUAAAUUAUCUUAUAUUAUUUGCCAUAAUAUUGAAGUCUCUCUAUUAUUGUAAUGAAUGUAACGUAACAAUUUAUUUUUAGCAGUUAAUUUCUUUUAAAAACAGGAUUUUUAUGGCACUCUGUUUCCUAUAUAACUUACUAGAUACGUAUGUAUUGUAUUCAUUCGAAAGACCAUCAUUACAUCCUGAAGAGAGCCUUUGUCAUCUAUUAUUACCUAAUUAUUAUUUGCUACAUAACUCUAAUAGCUAGCGUCAUAUUUGUUUUAUGGCUGGAUGAUAUGAAAUAUUUAUAAUGGUAACCCACAUCGCAGUCGCCUUAUUGCACCUUCAUUGCAUAUACGUAGUUUUCAGUACGAAUCACGUUAAAGUAACAUGACUAAUUGUAACAUACAAAUAAUGAUUAUUUAAUUAUACUGUUGUUUAAUUAAACUAUGUAUAGGCCUGCGAUAAAAUGAUUUAAAUAAUUUGAUAUGAAAGAAAUGUAUGUGAGGAUUUCCGAUUUACGAUCUAAUCAUCUAAAUGUUGAACACUUUGUAGAGUAAAGUAAUAUUACAAUUACUGAACAGUAUAACAUUCUAUAAGGGCCAGUCAAAUGAAAGUAAGCCAAAGAGAUUAAUUGUAAUUUUCGCAUAUGGAAUAUAUUACUUUCCAAACUUCCAGUAGCGAUUGCAAAAAGGGAUAUCUAAUGAGCCGAAGAUUUGAUUAAAAUCUUCGGUUUUUAUGCGAUCACCUCUCGGACGGCAAUGGCAAACCGAACGUAUAUCUUACCAUGAGCACUAAGAAAGAUGUUCAGAAUCGGCAUUGCAUCUCAGAAAAGGACGAUAUAAAUAUAGGCAGACCUAGAAAGAGAUGAACAACAUAAAAAAAAGAAUGGAAUAGUUUGUAAAACCAGCCAGACUUCUAUGAGGAUUAAAUCAGACUCGUUAUCCAACUGGACCAAUGCCUCGAUGCUGGCAUAGAUAAAGGUAAGAUUUUCCGGAAUAAUUUCUUUGAUUCACUUUCACUUAUACUAGUCCUUAUACAUUGUACAAAUUAACCGAAUGUAGGGCCGUUAAUAAUCACUCGAGCAAUGUACAAAGCAACAAUCGAAAAUGGACAUCUUUUCUUCCAUUUUCCAACAUACCCAUCGGAAACAUACGUAUACAUCGAUUAACAUAUGGCUUACAGUGUAUUCUAACACUGUUUAUGUAAAUUGGAACAGAUUGAAUAAAAACAAAUAUCUGUAUA